Molecule: messenger RNA, 2415 nt
Organism: Aspergillus aculeatinus CBS 121060
Lineage: Eukaryota; Fungi; Ascomycota; Eurotiomycetes; Eurotiales; Aspergillaceae
Exons: 4
Coding region: 247-2415 (722 amino acids)
Source: RefSeq, a predicted model, not a curated record
UGAGAUGUGAAGACCUAGUCGCAGAGAACAAGGCAGCUACAGGCCGAAUUAGUCAGUCGGCCAACCAGAAUAGAGUCCGCCUUACUCGUGGCUGUGCCCUGAAGGAUCGGGGCGCCACGAAGCUGAGCCCGCUGCUGUCUUCUGCAUUGAAAGCGAGCUCACCCCAUCUCUUGACUCUGUAGUAUUCUCUUAGUCCCUAUGAGCGUCAAAGCAAACCAGGCAUACUUCUUACCCUAGUCCUUUGGUAUGGAAGUGGUUUAUUAUCGAGCUGGCGACGCGGCAGCCGCAACGUCAGCGAAAUUUAUUAGCGACGAGGGGGUGAAGGUGCACCAAGGUCUUGGAGGUUGGUCGGAAUAUAAUGACCAGCGAGCUCAGUUUGAGAGUGCGAAGCCGUACAGAAACUUAGAGGCUGUACUCAAAGAGCACGUUCAAAGAAUCCUUGGAGCAAAGCCGGAGGAUUGUGCAGCAUGGGAGGCAGUCUUCGACAGAGUCACGGAAGCUGAAAGGGACUGGCAACCCGCCAAAGAGAGAGGAGCGCGUGCAAUCUUCGCUAAGGCAUGGCUGAAGGUUGGAGAGAAUCGGGAACUGAUCGAUCCCUGGAUUAAUAUCAUCCCUGACAGCUACGGACUAGCUGUUGUGAAAGUUGGGAUCGCGGUUGCAUUGAAUUUGGCAGCAAAGUCGGCAGAAAGAAGGCAGAGAAUAAUUACCACAUUUCAUGAACUCCAACUCGCUAUCGUGGAAGUGAAGCGCAAACGGCGAAGUUUCCAUACUGAUCCGGAAGUGAGCCAGCACACAAAGGAUCUCUACAUUGCCAUCCUCGAUGCGAUCGAGAUUAUUCUCAAUUCUCUGCCUGCAAAAAGCCAUCUGGAUUGCUACGGGACCGUGGAAGAAAAGAGGCACUUCCGAAUAACAUCGAACUCCAAAGUUCGAAGGCAUGAUGAAUUUCCAGAACAAGCAUUACAGCGAGUCAAAGAAGCUUCGGAUAUGCUCUCACUCGCUGCUGAGAGAUGUCGAGACACGCAUAUAGAAGCGAUCGAGCGCUAUUCAAGGGAUACGCAUCACGAGGUUCAUGCCAUGCGUUGGACCCAAAAGGAAACAGAGAUCAACACACGCCAAAUUAAUGCUGACGUGCAGGUUGUGAAGAGCGGAAUCGAUGAGAUAUCCGGAGGCUUGACUGAGGUCCAAAGGUUCGCUCAGAGCACGGACGGUAUCCUACAAAACGUCUCAAUCAAUGUCAGAGAGGUCAAGACGGGGAUUGAGGCCGGGGAGAAACGGCACCUCGAGAUCAUCCAAUUAAUUCGAAGAGAGGAGGAGAGGCUGAACCAUUUCAUAGAGACCCAAUCACGGAUGAUGGGUAACAGCCAGGAUGCUAGGAACCAAAUGCUGCAAUUCUUACUCGAGGAUUGGAGGAAAGAGAGAAGCUUGAACUUACAGCUUCAGCAACGCCUUUAUAUGGCCGAGACUGAAGGCUCUCCUCGCAGGGAUGAACGAAGCUCCGCGGCAGUAGUCUCCCUCUCCCGGCUCUUGGAAGUUCUGGUUCAAUCGCCCUCAAAUGGAGGCCAGCCGCCUGAUUACGGUGCAGCAUUCGGGCAGCCCAAUGACGAUUUGGAGAUUGUUCUAGGAAAGAACAUAACAUUCGACGCCCAGGCGCAAAGCCAGGCACAGUCCGUGUUGCAAAAUGUUCGUUUCGUGGAAUGGAUGAAUCGAGAACACCCAGACCUGCUCCUUGUUGAUGCGAACCUCCGAUCCUUUGCACUCCACAACGUCACUCCUAUCUCCGUCUUCUGUGCAACAUUUGUGUUGAGCUUGGCGGAAGUGCGACCGGAGGAUGUGGUAAUACACUUCUUCUGCGGAUUGCAUUGUACCAAGUCCUCGAAGGAUCAUUGGGCUGGACCAAACGGGCUGGUUCGCAGUCUCGUCUGUCAACUUCUACUGAUCUUGCGUCGACGGGGCCUUCUGAGCAUUGAGUUCAUCAACUCGAGAGCCUUGCUCAAGCAGCUGGAAGAACAUGAUUUGGGCAAGCUCUGUGUGCUGUUGCAUCGACUAGCUCGCCAGUUCCCUUCAGAUGUAACCGUAUACUGUAUCAUCGAUGCGGUGUGUUGCUUUGAUAAAGACCUCCACAUGAGCUUCCAGGAACUGACGACCGUCAUCGAAUACUUACGUGCGAUUGUACAGGAUGACUCGCUGAGAGCCCAGUUCAAGAUAUUGAUGACGAAUGCAGACCAGAGCACUAAGCGAUUACGCCAGCAAGUUGAUUUGGAGCAGCAUAUCACCUUGAGCUCUCAGUAUCUGUCGCUGCAUAUAAUUUCCGAUCGGUUGAUUGCAGCAGGCAUCUCGAGACCAUCAACACCCUCCGUUACCGAUAUAAGAGAAAUAGAAGACGAUGACUGGGAAGAGGAGCAAGAUUUCGAAUAA